AUGGACGCCGGCGCUCCCAGAUCCGCUUCCCGCCCACGGCCGGCAUCAAGACCAACCACACCGCUACGUCCCAGUUCCAGAUCGUCCAUUCGCAAUUCCCACGGUUUUGGUAGCAGUCUCAAUGCCGCUGGGUACGAGGAGCCUGCGAUUCAUGCGUUGGAGCCGCAGUUUGCAGAACUGGCGGACUCUAUGGCCGACCUCGAAGCCAAUUUCAUGCAUCUCCAAUUGAUGCAUGAGAGUUUAUCUCGAUUCAGUGAAAGCUUUGCUAGCUUCCUCUACGGGCUGAAUAUGAACGCGUUUUGUGUCGACUUUCCCGAGGUAGCUACAACAAUCCUUGAUACAGCAUUGGUGUAUGGCUUGCUAAGAGUUCUUAGGCUCCUAUUCCGGAAUCUUUCAAGCGGGCACAAGAAGCAAAAGAUCAUCAAGGUAGCACCACAUUACUCUCAGGCUUUCACCAAGGCUUCGUUCACUGACGUUUAUUAUGCGCUCUAG
This is a messenger RNA of Talaromyces atroroseus, 492 nucleotides long. RefSeq lists its product as hypothetical. The record is from RefSeq and is a predicted model, not a curated record. Gene Ontology annotation, biological process: mitotic sister chromatid biorientation. NCBI's taxonomy places the organism in Eukaryota, Fungi, Ascomycota, Eurotiomycetes, Eurotiales, Trichocomaceae. The coding region runs from base 1 to 492 and encodes 163 amino acids. The transcript has a single exon. Gene Ontology annotation, cellular component: mitotic spindle; DASH complex; mitotic spindle pole body.